AUGCCGUCGCCCUUGGACGCAACACCACUUCCAGCGCCUGAGGGCUCUAUACCAACCGCUGUCGCUGGACAAGACUCGUCUCUCUUGAAAGCCCGUGCCAAUUCAGCUCCAGCCAGCUGCAGCGAACAUAUGGCUCCCGUAAUUUUCGACGUAGCCAUCAAGGGCGACAAAGGCACUUCCAGCUCCCAGAUGGGGUCGGCAUCUUCUCACUUCGGCUCUAUCAGCUCCCGGCCCAGUUUUGUUGACUACCAAGCAACAGCGGUGAAUUCACCGAUGAGCAGCGAGGCAUACCCAAUAACCUCUUUCGGAGCCUUCCCCAACACAAUAAUGCACCUCCCGACAGCAGUGGGACAUCGAUCCAAUCGUGCCUACGACGUGGACCUGAAGCAGGCGCCUGCAGUGUUUGACUCGACUUCCUACGAGUCGGCGUACGGCAAAGUGCCUCUAGGCCUGGGCGAGAACACUAUCAGUCCUUCCUCGGCGCUGGCUGCAGAUUAUUCCCAAUCGAGUUGUGAUCCCAGUUCCGUGCGUGGUGUCGGAAACGGGUUCGGGUAUAACAAUAUCUUCCAUCACGCCGCUGGGAACAGCAUAUCCAACGCCACAAGUUUUCAGAACAUGGGGCUCCUGGAAUUGGAAGCGUCAGAAGCAAUGGGUCCAAUUAUAAACGGUGUGACCGGAGCUCAACCCAUCCGCACUCAUGACGUGACGACAUUGGGUGGCACCCCCAUCAAUUCUUCCCCAUAUAUGGCUGUCGGGAGUGUCGACUCAUUUUCCAUCGACUUGAGAAACGCCGAAAACAGCAUGGCGCCUCUGGAUGUUGAUUUCAUGACCUUCGGUGGUUGGACAGACAACUUCUGGCAGGCCCAGAAGGGCGCGAAUAUUCGGCCAACAUCUGCUACGCGGUCAAAGAGGCCGCACGGCAUCUGCUCCGACACUCAGACGACACCAGAGGUAUCUGGUCCUGCGUCCGAGGUGGAAACUAAUGUCAACUCGGAGGACGCAUUUCCCGUCGAGGAUGACCUUUCCUUCCUAGCGGUCGUGGUUCAACAGUCAAGGGGCGAAAUCGAUAAUUUAAUGCGAAGGAGCCAGCCCCAUGACGGAGAAGCAACUUCAUGGAGCGUCGAGGAUGAGGACAGUCGUCUAGCCUUUAAUGCAACGGGCAGCUUGGAUGGCGGCAUGGGAGAUACGCUUGAACGCCUCCCACUGAAGGGGCCCAUGCCGGCGGAUCUAUCCAAGUCUGUGGCCGGCCACACUCUAUCGGAGCUCGGUCUAGAGUUAGAUCCCACCGUUGGCGCGGCCGAGCUGGGGAGGCGGCGUGAAUUAGUACUGUAUCAGCUUCGCUUCGACGAGCAGAACCCGGUGACCGUUCCCGUUGUGGAAGUUGAGGAUCCAGGUAGCAAGCCAAAGACAGCAAACAUUGUGGAUCUGUCGGAGAGAAAGGAUGUGGAAGAUAUUCGACGGUACCUGAUGGCACGAAACACGGCCAUUUGCGCCUUGGACAAGAAGGUGGACCUGAGGCGAAACAACAAGGCCGCGUAUAGGAGUCGCAAGAAAAGAUAUGAGGGUCUCGUCAAGUACCGAAGAAUGUUUCACGAAACGGUGGCGGCGCUUCGAUACUACAAACUCGUGGCAGCCAGCGAAGGCCUGGACCCGGCUUCAUGGGACAAGCUGCCCGAAUACGUUCGACAAGACCUCGUGGGGAAGGUACUGGAGGAGGCGGCAGCAAUCCAGAAGGCGCGGGACAAGGCGGCCAGGAAGAUUGUGUCGGCCCGCAAGGUGGCCGAAAACGAGCGUUCGCGAGCAAUGCAGCCUCAGCGAGAGCGAGCCGAACUCCAGCUCAUCCGACGGGCGCGGGAUGCGCUCGCAAGAGGAAUCAGCGUCAAGGAGUGGACCAAAAGCGAAAUGCGCUUCGAAUCGCGAGCUCGUGCCGAAGAAAGGUCGGCAGGGUUGGCGGCGGACGUGGCGACACCGUUCCUGGCUGACGGCUCCCCUCAUUAUGACACCAUAAAGGGCGAUGACGACGACCGAAUGCUCGAGGUGGCCGGUCCGGAUUCGUGA
Molecule: messenger RNA, 2058 nt
Organism: Drechmeria coniospora
Lineage: Eukaryota; Fungi; Ascomycota; Sordariomycetes; Hypocreales; Ophiocordycipitaceae
Exons: 1
Coding region: 1-2058 (685 amino acids)
Source: RefSeq, a predicted model, not a curated record